GGGCGGAGGCAGAGAGAGUUCAUUGAUCUAUCAGCCCAGCCUAGUCCCAAGAGAGCAGACUGAAGCAUCACAGCAGAAACAACGUGACCACAAUGGACUUGGGUUUUCUGCUGUGGAUGGUUUUGACCUUAACGGAAAGCACAUCAGCAGAGGCCGAGCAGUACAGCAGAGCGGUGGAUUGGUUGAACAGAUAUGGCUACCUUCCUCCUCCUGACCCGCGCACAAGUAAACUGCAGACCAAGGAUGGGAUUGAGAAAGCUAUUCGUGUCAUGCAGAGAUUUGGAGGGAUCCAGGAAACUGGAAUUCUUGACAGCAAAACUAUCCAACUCAUGUCUACACCACGAUGCUCUCUCCCUGAUAUUGUUGGCAGUGAAGACAUGCUGAAAAAGAGGAGGAGGAAAAGAUAUGCCCUGUCAGGCCUUAAGUGGCAUAAGACAGACCUCACAUGGAGUAUCCACAGUUACCCAACGCCCUCCCUCUCCCCCGGCCUGCCUAACCAUUUGGUGGAGAGCAUCCUGACUCACGCCUUCAAAGCCUGGAGUGACGCGGCCCCCUUGAGAUUCCAUCGGCUGCUGAAUGCGGCUGGGGGGGACAUCAGAGUGUCUUUUUCCCGUUUGCUGCAUGACGACGGCUACCCUUUUGACGGAAAGGGUGGCACCCUGGCCCACGCCUUCUUCCCUGGCAGGGAUGAAGUGGCGGGUGACACACACUUUGAUGAUGAUGAGAUCUGGAGCUACAGAGGUGACAGCAGCAGCACAGACUUGUUCACAGUCGCAGUGCAUGAGUUUGGUCAUGCGCUAGGCCUUUCCCAUUCCUCCACCGAUCCAUCCAUCAUGAGUCCGUACUACCAGGGCCCUGUGGAAGACAUCGUCAACUUCCAGCUGGCCCUGGACGACAAACUGGCAAUCCAGCAGCUUUACGGUGUGAGGGACGGCGGGCCAUCAGGUGGUGUUGAUCCGGACCUCCCACGCCUGCCCACUCCGCCACUUCCAAGACCAACACAGCUUCCUGGCCCGUCGAUCCACGAGCGCUGUCAGGGAGGCUUUGAUGCAGUGGCAAAUAUCAGGGGAGAAGUCUUCUUUUUUAAAGGUGCACAAUUCUGGAGAACUAAGCGAGACGGGUCUUUAGUGUCCCUCCAUCCGGCUCAGAUCAAAAACUUCUGGAUUGGGCUCCCGCCAGGAACGAACAAGAUCGACGCUGUGUAUGAGAGGAAAAGCGACAGCAGUAUCAUCUUCUUCAUUGGAUCUCAGUACUGGGUCUUCAUGGACACGGUAGCCAUGAGCGGUUACCCUCGGCCCCUCUCUGAUUGGGGGAUGAGGACAGACGGCAAUGCGUUCGUGGACCGGGUGGAUGCAGCCUUCAUCUGGGCUCAUAACGGCAAGACCUACCUGUUCAGCGGAGGGAAGUUCUGGAGGUUUGACGAGAGCCGUAAAGGUGAACAGGUGAUCAGGGAGCCAGAGUUAGGCUAUCCACGGGACAACCGCCUCUGGGUAGGAGUGCCCUCUCACAUGGAUGACAUCAUCAGCUGGGGAGAAGGAGAUGCUCACUUCUUCAAGGACAACCUCUACUGGGUUUUAAAGAGCGGAGGACUGAACCAAGAUGUCGUCACUCCUAAAUCCAUCGCUGUAGACUGGCUCAGAUGUCCAGCUCCACCUUCAACCACCACCACAGCCAAUCCUCGUUUCCCAAAGCAGUGCCACUGUGAUUUAAGUCGAUCAUCUUCGUCUCUAAGAAGCAGCUGGAUCCUCCUGAUCUCCGUUUUAUCUGUAAUUAAUGAGUUUAUUAGAAAAUAGAAACCUGAGUUUGGAAUUUGUUUGAUGCGUUUGUUGAGAGAGGCUACAGGCCGGUUUUGUACCACUCCUCAUUACACUGGAGGGUAACAGGCUCUUUACAUUAUCAUAUACUCACAGCACAUAAAAACCCACAAGAUGGUUUCAAAUUACAUUCUAGCAUCAUAAAAGGCUUAUGUUAAAAACCUGCCUUAUACUUUAACACCAGGCCUAUGUCAGCAUAAACACUUGCCUUAUUAAAACAUAUUGCUGAUCUGUAAAAAAAAAUUAAAAAUAAAAAUAGUCAAUUUAGGUACUCCCUCCAUCCUGCUAUAGAAUAUCACCUCCUUUUUCUAUACUAAAGUAUUGGAUUACAUGGCGCCUGUAUAGGAGAACGCAUGGAAAUUCAACACUGCAAUCCAGCAUAAUGAGGUCUUACACAACAACCUUAUGUUUGGACAGUUAACAGGCGACACACUUAAGCGCAAUAGUCAGGUUCUUUAUAGGAGCUCCUCUUUCAAAUAAUGCAGAGUACAUCUGUGGGUGUGCCUACAUAUAAACAGUGAAACGCUUUGGUAAGUUAAACUUGUAGACAGUGCAUUGUGAAAAGGUGAGCUUGAGCUGUGGUUUGUCUUUGUCCCAUUUCAUAUAUUUUGAUUGAUACUGGAUUUUACAGAUGUUAUUGUUAUGUGUAAAUAAUUUUCACUGGAAACAAGGAUCAUUACCGACAUGGUACAUGAGAACAAUCAAGCAAAUUAAUGAAAUUUGCACCUUAUUUUUUCUUUUUUUGUUCUCUUAGACUUUAUUUGACGAUUGAAUUUGCUUAGGGCUGUGUUUUUACAAUACAGGAUAAUAAUGCUGAUCUGUGACUGUGGUGCUAAGACCUGGAGAUGUCAGGUUAGGCCAGAUGUAGUUAAUAUAAAGUCAUGUAUGUACAGUAUAUCAUAAUGUAGCUGCAGGCCUGUAUGCAAGAAAUCAACAAAUGGAACAUGGUUACAAUUUUUAAGUGAUUGAUUUAUUAGAAAAUAUCAUUAAAGUGUCAUAAUUCUUAAUAUAAGUUUGCUUUUUUUGUGUUGUAUCUGUUCCCCUGACUACACUUCAUGAAUUUAUUACAAAAAAAAUUAGAAUAAUAUCUCUUGAUCUCACCACCCUCACGCUGUAGCUGCAUUUUUGCUAUGUUCUUAUCUCAUGGUGCACAUUCAUGACUCACAUAUGAUACAUCUUUACAAUCUUUACAUGCUGGUCAUUCUCCAGUGACAGUCCCGUAUUUGUCAACUUUUGAGCACUGAUUUCUAUCUUUUAUAGGAUACCUCGCCUUCUGGGCCAUGACAUACAUACUGUUACUGCUGGUCAUCACUAUAGAGGAGGAAGAGCACAAUGAAGAAUGUCUCAUUGUCGUUUAGCCUGAGGAACUAGUAUCUAUCGUUCCUCGGGCUAGGUUCACAUUUUUGUUCUGACUUACCUAAGAUGGCUCGAUAUGAGAAUGAUCAGCUUGGAUUUUACAGUGAACAACUCUGGUAACUCUGAAUCUGAAAGUAAAGUCAUGUGGAAAAGGCCUUUUUUUUAUAUGAUUGUUUCUUGUCGUAGUUAAUGUUACUUUGAUUCUAACCUUACACUGACAUGAAAAAUUCUGCAAGCUUACUUCAAAGGCCUUCAUCCUUUCUUUUUAACUUUUAUUUUUUAGUAUUAUAUUUAGUACUAGUAUUUCAU
Seriola aureovittata is the source of this 3479-nucleotide messenger RNA. RefSeq names its product matrix metallopeptidase 25b (gene mmp25b). The coding region runs from base 93 to 1793 and encodes 566 amino acids. Lineage: Eukaryota; Metazoa; Chordata; Actinopteri; Carangiformes; Carangidae. Gene Ontology annotation, biological process: extracellular matrix organization; collagen catabolic process; proteolysis. Gene Ontology annotation, cellular component: extracellular matrix. Gene Ontology annotation, molecular function: zinc ion binding; metalloendopeptidase activity. The transcript has 11 exons. The record is from RefSeq and is a predicted model, not a curated record.